This is a messenger RNA of Schistocerca nitens (vagrant locust), 849 nucleotides long. RefSeq lists its product as uncharacterized. The record is from RefSeq and is a predicted model, not a curated record. Lineage: Eukaryota; Metazoa; Arthropoda; Insecta; Orthoptera; Acrididae. Bases 1 to 849 code for a protein of 282 amino acids. The transcript is spliced from 2 exons.
AUGGAUAUUCAUGUUCUUCAAAGCCAGCCCGCCCAGAAGGUCGCGUUUAAAGACUCUUCCACGGUUCGUGUGGGUAAUAAACUUGUUCGCAAUAAGCCACCCACCCAGCCCUCUGCUAUGCGACCCAAGCGUAAUUCAAACGCUGUAAAAAGUAAUGGACAGACUGCAAGUGAAGCGGGAGUUGUUGUUCCACCCGCCCAACCCACGAGUUGUCAUUUGGUCCGCGGCGGGUUCCAGCCGCGCCUUCCGACUUCGCUGCCGCCCCCAGGGCAGCAGCAGCAGCCGUCGCCGCUACCACGCCGACAGCCCGUCCCGUUGAUGCCCCCCGCGCAGCUUCAUACGGGAGCGCCCCGGGUGGUCGCUCCGGCGCCUGCGGUCCCUCUUCAGUCGCCACCGCCUUCGGAGCUGAUGGACGUCGACCCCUCAGCCGAGCCGCCUUCCCAAGCGGUGGCUGUGCAGCCUGUACUGCAGCCGCUUUCCUUGGGCACCCCCAAGGAGUCUGACACCGCAGCGCCUUGUCCGGCGCCCACUCAGCAGCCGUCGACGCAGCGUCAGGAGACGCUGCCUCUCUUCGUGGGUCCCAACGCCCCGUCGCGUCCAGUACCAGAAGCUGCGCCCGUGGUCACAGGCGUGCACCCUGACCUCGAUUUUCAGUCGGUGUUUCCCGAGGCCCCGCGCAGCCAAUGCUGGGGUGCGGACCGGGGACUGCCACCGACAACAGUCUCCGCCCCGGUCUCUUCUGCUACGUCUGCGGCCAGACCCCUCCCCCGCCGUCGACGCUCGCCACGUCAUUAUUCAACGACGGUGCGGCGAUUUGGGGGGGGAGGAGUGUUAUAUCCUAGCCAGUAA